CAGCAAAACUCUCGACUUGCACCGGCCGUACCUCGUCGCACGAGCAACGUACGGCUUGACCAGUGCGUGGAGAGCUAGUUUACAAGCUCGACCAGCACCUUGUGCACUGAGUACGCGUGUGGGUGCCCAGUUGCGGCGGCAGAGCCAACACAGCGAAAUCUCGCCGACAGCGCUCGCGGCGCGCAACCACAGAGACAAGAGCUAAAACAAAGCCAAGAUGCCGUCCGCCCCGCAAAUCCAGCAGACGGGCAAGUUCUCCGUCUUUGAUAGACCAGGCGUGAAACAACACGCGCGCACGACGGGAGGAAGGUUGACGACGGCGUCGGCGGGCAAGAUCGAGCAGACGGAGGGCGUUCACAUCGGCGGCGCGUUCACGCCGGAGCCCAAACCCGCCUUCACGGCGCACCGCGAAAGUGUGUGGGAUCAAGCCGCCGCCAGACGAGCGGCGCAGCCCGCCCCAGAAAAAAAGCCCAUCACGAUCACCUUGCCGGACGGGAACACGAAGGAGGGUGUGGCGUUCGAGACCUCGCCUUUGACGAUAGCGUUGGGUAUUUCCAAGCAGCUGGCCGGGCGGAUGUGCUGCGCACGAGUCACCUACGCCUCAAAUGUUAAAAUUACGUCGGUGGCCAUCAACCAAUUUGAUGAGGACGACGACGUGCAAUCAGAUGUCGACAAGGCCUUGCUCUGGGAUUUGGCAAGGCCUUUGGAGGGCGAUUGCACGCUCGAGCUCCUAGGCUUCGACAGUCCAGAAGGUAAAAUGGUCUUCUGGCACUCGGCGGCCCACUUGCUCGGCGCGGCCCUAGAACAGAAGUACGGCGCGAAACUAAGCAUAGGACCACCCGUCGAAGGAGGUUUUUAUUAUGAUGCCUACAUGGGUACGUCGUCGGUAUCAGAUAAGGAGUUCAAGGAGCUCCAGCAGAUGGUCACGAAGAUGUGCAACGCCAAGCACAAGUUCGAGCGCCUCGCGCUGACGAAGGAAGAGCUCCUGGAGAUGUUUGCCUAUAAUCCUUUUAAGACGGCUAUCAUACAAAGUAAGGUACCGGAUGGGAGCAUGACGACGGCCUAUCGGUCGGGGCCGAUCAUCGACCUGUGCAUGGGUCCCCACGUCCCCGAUUCGGGGCGAGUCAAGGCUUUCGAGGUGUUGCGAGCUUCUAGCGCUUAUUGGUUAGGCAAGGCCGAGAAUGACGCCUUACAAAGGGUAUAUGGUGUAGCAUUUCCGGAUAAAAAAGAAAUGACGAAGUGGAAGAAGUUCCAGCAGGAGGCGGCGAAACGAGAUCAUCGGAAAGUCGGUGCUGCGCAGAAACUGUUCUUUUUUGACGCGCUUAGUCCUGGCUCGGCCUUCAUGGAGCCCCAUGGUGCUAGAAUAUACACUGGUCUGAUAGCUUUCAUCAGAGAUCAAUAUUGGUUGCGGGAGUACACGGAGGUCGUCACACCGAACGUCUACAACUUCGAUCUAUGGCACACGUCCGGCCACGCGCUCCACUAUAAAGAUGACAUGUUCUGCUUCGAGGUGGAAGGCCAGGAGUUCGGCAUGAAGCCCAUGAACUGCCCGGGGCACUGCCUCAUGUUCAAGCACGACGUGAGGAGCUGGCGCGACCUGCCGAUGAGAUACGCUGACUUUGGCGUGUUACACAGAAACGAGUUAUCUGGAGCAUUAACAGGCCUCACGAGAGUCCGACGGUUCCAGCAGGACGACGGGCACAUCUUUUGUAGAGAUGAUCAAAUAGAGGAAGAGGUCAAGGGUGCCCUCGAGUUCAUGAAGUAUGUGUACGGUAUCUUUGGCAUGGGCUACAAGUUGGAGUUGAGUACGCGACCGAAGAAGGCUCUGGGGGAUAUAUCUUUGUGGAACCGGGCCGAAGCAGCAUUAGCUUCAGCCAUGGAUGAUUUCGCGGGCAAGGGCGGGUGGCGCGUGAACCCGGGCGACGGCGCGUUUUAUGGACCGAAGAUCGAUAUUAAAGUUACUGAUGCUCUCGAUCGGGUCCAUCAAUGCGCCACGAUCCAGCUCGACUUUCAGUUGCCUAUUAGAUUCGAUCUGAAGUACCGAGGCGGUGACGAAACGACAGAGGAAAAAAGACCCAUUAUUAUACAUCGGGCCAUGCUCGGUUCUGUUGAGAGAAUGAUGGCCGUGCUCACGGAGCACUGGGGCGGCAAGUGGCCCUUCUGGAUCUCGCCUAGACAAUGUAUCGUCGUGCCCGUCGGUCCCAGUCAUAUCGAGUAUGCCAAAAAAGUGCGGGCGCAGAUUCGCGCGGCUCGGUUCUACGUCGAUUGCGAUGAUAGUGGCCAUACCCUACCGAAGAAAAUCAGAAAUGCGCAAUUGGCGCAGUACAACUUUAUACUGGUGGUUGGAGACAAUGAAAUAGCCGAGAACGCGGUCGCGGUGCGCACGCGCGCGAACACCGUCGAGGGCACGAUGCCGGUUUCGGACUUUAUCGCGCGGUGCGUCGAGCUGCGGGACACGAAGGCGAAGGACCCGCCGCCUCCCGAUAUUCCUGAGCCGGCCAAGGGCAAGGGCGGGGGGAAGAAGAAGUAGUCUCCUGGGGGGCUUUUCCCGCCAUAUAU
Messenger RNA from Pelagomonas calceolata, 2559 nucleotides. The record is from the annotation of a GenBank genome assembly. Lineage: Eukaryota; Pelagophyceae; Pelagomonadales; Pelagomonadaceae.